Myotis davidii is the source of this 510-nucleotide messenger RNA. Its product is annotated as NKG2-A/NKG2-B type II integral membrane protein. The transcript has 5 exons. The record is from RefSeq and is a predicted model, not a curated record. The coding region runs from base 1 to 510 and encodes 169 amino acids. Lineage: Eukaryota; Metazoa; Chordata; Mammalia; Chiroptera; Vespertilionidae. Gene Ontology annotation, biological process: positive regulation of natural killer cell mediated cytotoxicity; stimulatory C-type lectin receptor signaling pathway.
AUGAAUAACCAACGUGUAACCUAUGCAGAACUGAAUUUGGCCAAGUCCGCCAAGAGACAGCAAAGGAAGCCUAAGGGCACUCAAAGCUCCAUUCCAGUAACGGAGCAGGAAAUAAUAACCUAUGCAGAAUUAGCUCUUCAAAGUGCUUCCCGGGAUCUUCAAGAGAGGGACAAGAAGGACCACUCCAAAGUUUCACUAUCACCUCCAGAGAAGCGCAUUACUUGGAUCCUAGGGGUCAUCUGCCUUGUCCUGAUGUCUGCUGUGGUGACAAUACCUAUUAUUCUCUCUAAUAUAAUACUGGAGCAGAAUAAUUCUUCAUUGAAAACCGGGAUCCAGGAAGAAUAUUAUUGUGGACAUUGUCCAAAGGAGUGGUUUACAUAUUCCAACAGUUGUUAUUACAUUAGCACUGAAAGAAAAGCAUGGAAUGAGAGUGUGCUGGCCUGUGCUUCUAAGAACUCUAGCCUGCUUUACAUAGAUAAUGAAGAAGAAAUGAUAGCCAUGCUUCUGUAA